AUGGAUUCUUAUGCCUCCCCCCGGCCGCGCCGCGCCGCUGCUACCAAGGCCUCCGGCCAGAUCACCUCCCAGUACAGCACCCCGCGCUCCUGCAAGAACCUUUCCUACGCUGCUAUCGACGAUCAUGAGUUUGUCCCAGAACUGGCGGAUGACGACCAUGAGUUGGUUGCUUUGUCGCCAUCUCAAUUGAGGACCCGCACACCUCGCCGUCCAUGUGUCAGCGCGACCUUGCCACCUACUCCUCCUACCACUGCGCUUCCGACAUCAGCCUCCAUUCUCUCCCUCAAGUCAAAGUCUUCCGCCGACGCAGGUCUUGUCCUUGCCAAGCCUUUUGGAAUUCCAAACCCCCAGCAAGACCUACUUCGAAACAGGCUUGACCCCGACGAAAACCGGUACGAGAGGAAAGCCAUCUCCUCUUCCGUCUUGAUCGAAAGCGACGGUGAUCCUUUCUCCUUUGCCUAUGACAAACUUGCUCUGCAGCCAGGUCGACAUUACGAGGUUGACGUCGAAGAGAUCCCUGCAUACAAGACUCCCAACUCAAAACAGUAUCGGCCAUCAGCCUGGGAUCUCCAAGGGAGGCAGAGCGCAGAUGCUCGGAAAUUUGUCCGCCUUAAGAGGGAUGGCUUUACCUGGGACGAAGCUAUGGGAAUUUGUCGCAAGUUCGUUGAUGCCCUCAACAUAUGGCCGGACAUCAACGACAUCUCAUCCCCAGUGGGCCAUCGAGAGCUACAAAUUUUCACGUCUACCUAA
Molecule: messenger RNA, 750 nt
Organism: Ilyonectria robusta
Lineage: Eukaryota; Fungi; Ascomycota; Sordariomycetes; Hypocreales; Nectriaceae
Exons: 6
Coding region: 1-750 (249 amino acids)
Source: RefSeq, a predicted model, not a curated record